AUGAACAGGGUUCGUGUUCGAUGUGGUCGUUGGUGUGCUAACUUCUUUAGACUCUGCCUUCCCCCGGCCGCCACACGGUACGUUCACAAUCCUUUCAUCUUGUUCUUCUCCAUUCCCAUGGCAACCUCCCGGAUUUACAUGAUAGUUCUCAGGCCGUUUGCUCGUUUUCAUACUAAUACUUCCGAUUGUCCCACUUCUGAUUGCAGUUCAGAACGGAUAACAGGUUAG
Protopolystoma xenopodis is the source of this 228-nucleotide messenger RNA. The record is from the annotation of a GenBank genome assembly. Lineage: Eukaryota; Metazoa; Platyhelminthes; Monogenea; Polystomatidea; Polystomatidae.